This is a messenger RNA of Brachypodium distachyon (stiff brome), 1368 nucleotides long. Its product is annotated as transcription factor MYC2. The coding region runs from base 42 to 1001 and encodes 319 amino acids. Gene Ontology annotation, biological process: regulation of DNA-templated transcription. Gene Ontology annotation, molecular function: DNA-binding transcription factor activity; transcription cis-regulatory region binding; protein dimerization activity. Lineage: Eukaryota; Viridiplantae; Streptophyta; Magnoliopsida; Poales; Poaceae. The record is from RefSeq and is a predicted model, not a curated record. The transcript has a single exon. Gene Ontology annotation, cellular component: nucleus.
UCAAGCUUUACAAGAGGAGCAAGCGUCGACACGCGCCGGCCAUGGACGAGCUGCUCUCCCCGUGCUCCUCCUUCUUCGCCCCGCCUUCGCCGCCGUCCAACGAUUUCUCCCCCGCCGGGCACGGGCAGUACCACCAGCAGCAGCAGGUCCUCGAGUUCGCCUCCUGCGACGUCCCGGAGCAAUGGCUGCUGGGCGACAUCUACGUGUCCUCGGCCAAGAGUGAGGACAACGGGGACGACUACGGCAACCUCAUGACGUGGCCGCACGCAGCUGCCGGGUGCUCUCUCUCGCCGGGCUCCGACCUCUCCGACCUCCCGGCGGCGGCGCCGCACAGCACGGUCGGCAGCAGCUGCGUCGUACUUCCGGCGUCCUCGACGCCGCAUCGGGCCGGGCCCGCUACGGCGGCAAAGCGGCGCGGGCGGAAGCCCGGGCCCAGGCCCGAGGGCCCGACCGUGAGCCACGUGGAGGCCGAGCGGCAGCGCAGGGACAAGCUGAACCGCCGCUUCUGCGACCUCCGCGCCGCCGUGCCCACCGUGUCCCGCAUGGACAAGGCCUCCCUCCUCGCCGACGCCGCCGCCUACAUCGCCGAGCUGCGCGCCCGCGUCGCGCGCCUCGAGGACGAGGGCCGCCAGGCGGCCGCCGCCCGGUGGCCACCGGACGCCACGACGACGACGAGCGGCGCCGCCGCCUCCGCUGCCGUGCCGCACUUCCCCGCCGACGAGACGGCGGCAGCGGUGGAGGUGAGGAUGGUGGGGAGGGAGGCGGCGGCGGUGCGGGUGACGACGGCGGCGGCGCACGCGCCGGCGAGGCUGAUGGGCGCGCUCCGGGCGCUGGAGCUGCAGGUGCAGCACGCGUGCGUGAGCCGGGUGCAGGGAGUCACCGUGCAGGACGUCGUGGUGGACGUGCCCGCCGUGCUGCGGCAGCAGCAGCAGCAGGGCGACGACGGCGGCGGCGCCCUCCGAUCCGCGCUGCUCCAGAGGCUACAAGACAGCACCGCCUAGCUAUAGCUACUCCUAGUUCACUAGCUAUAGCUAGAGCUAGCCCCCCUAUUCGUCUUCGCGCGCAAGCGCACGUACAUAGGCCGCCAUUAAUCCAGCUGGAGUUUAACGUACGGCUACACAUCACCAUGGUUAAUCUGCUGUCGUGCUCCUGCAUGCUGCCCUCCGCGAAGAAAUAAAUCGAACAAUGGGAUUCACCAAGAAAAAUGACCAACGAACAAGGUUGAUAAAUUUGGAUUGAUAGCUACGUAGCGGUUAAAAAUGUCAGGCCCUGAUGGGGUAAGUACGGACGUGCGCACUUGUAUAUCGUACUGGUACGGCAUUAUCAUUGUUAAACGUGAUAAUAACUUGAAAACUUUAUCUUCCGUGA